AUGGAGGUUGCAAGGUCAAAAGAAGGAAUAGUAAUCAAUAAAAUGAAAUAUAUCCUUGAUCUAAAAUCAGAAACUGGAAUUAAGGGAUGUAAGCUGGCAGAAACACCCAUGGAAGCAAAUCUUAAGCUAAGGAGAGAAGAAUUGGGAAGUCCCAUGAACAAAGAACAUUAUCAAAGGCUAGUAGGUAAACUAAUUUAUUUAUCACUUACUAGACUUGAUAUUGCGUUCCCUGUCAGUAUAGUGAGUCAAUAUAUGAGUGAUCCAAUAGAAGAACAUUUAGAGGUUGUGAAUAGAAUUCUAAGAUACUUGAAAAUGACACCAGAACAUGGGUUAAUUUUUAGAAAGAGUGAUGAUAGAGAAGUAAGAAUUUUUUCGGAUUCAAGCUGGGCAGGUGAAUUAACGGAUAGAAGAUCUACAACUGGUUAUUGUUCAUUUGUUUCAGGAAUUCUGGUUGAAAAGGAAAUUGGAGAGAAAAGAAUCAUUGCUUUUCAUGGGGUUGGAUUGUCAGUGGUGCAAAAAAUCUGGCCCCUGGAAACUGCCGCUGCUUGUAAAAUGUCUGAAGAGAUCAGUUAUAUUCAUAUACACUUAGUUUCUGAUUCGUUACCGCACUACGGAUUUGAAAAUAAGUGA
Molecule: messenger RNA, 630 nt
Organism: Hibiscus syriacus
Lineage: Eukaryota; Viridiplantae; Streptophyta; Magnoliopsida; Malvales; Malvaceae
Product: secreted RxLR effector protein 161-like
Exons: 2
Coding region: 1-630 (209 amino acids)
Source: RefSeq, a predicted model, not a curated record